Molecule: messenger RNA, 3737 nt
Organism: Brassica rapa (field mustard)
Lineage: Eukaryota; Viridiplantae; Streptophyta; Magnoliopsida; Brassicales; Brassicaceae
Product: probable pectate lyase 16
Molecular function (GO): pectate lyase activity
Source: RefSeq, a predicted model, not a curated record
GUUAUAUUAUGAUAUAUCUAAAAUAUAUAACACUAUUUAGGAAAAAACAAAUAUUAAUGUAGAAAAAUAUAAAAACCAAUACCCGACCAUUAUCAUUACAUUUAUAUUUUUGAUGAAUCUGAUUCGGUUAUGAAAGUUGUACCGAAUGAAAUCUUCUAGCGAAAAACACCCUCCUAUAUCAUCAUGAAACAAGUAUAGAGUAGUCGAUUGGUACAGGUACAUAUAAAAAGCCGACCAAAUAAACAUUACACUAAUAAAUGUAUAAUAUAAUAAUUAUCAAACAAAUAUAACUAUUCGAAACUGGAUUUUGCAUCCAAGCAAAUUGGUUAGAGAAAUGUUAGUGGGGAAGCACGUAGGUGUGAUCUUGACAUCUUGUACAACAACACCAAAGUCUCACCAAUACAACUUUUAUCUUUACGCCAAAAUUCGACAGGAUCGUGUUUACCACACUGUCUGAUCUUCCGACAUAAUCUCUCAUCUAACACUCCCUUAAGUACUAGUAUUCCAUUUUUUUAUCUUUUCUUAAUCUCCCUUCUCAAACCUUAAACCCCCUACCGGACCAUGACUCCUUUCUUCAUUUUGUGUCUCUCCGUGACACUUUUCUUAUGUCAGUCCUUGGUUGGAGCCAUUAACAACGGCUAUUACGGGUAUAACCCGGUGGCCAGCUACCUACCCGAGAAACCUCAGAACAUCAUGAAUCCGGUGGACUCGUGUUGGCGGCUCAAGUCUGACUGGACGGCCAACCGCAAAGAUUUAGCCGAUUGUGCGGUUGGGUUUGGUUCAUCUGCCUUGGGCGGCAAGAAAGGCAAUAUAUAUGUUGUCACCAACCCUAAUGAUAAUGCAGCGAACCCUCAACCCGGUUCUCUGCGAUACGGUGUGAUCCAAGACAAGCCGCUGUGGAUCACUUUCGCUAAGGAUAUGGUCCUAACCUUAGAGAAUGAGCUCAUGGUCAAUAGCUACAAGACCAUCGAUGGGAGAGGGACAAAAGUGGAAAUUGCGUACGGACCUUGCAUUACGAUACAAGAAGUGACGAACGUAAUUGUGCACGGGAUCAGUAUCCACCACUGCAAACCGGGUAAGUACGGAAUGGUGAGGAGUAGCACAACGCACGUAGGUCAUCGAAAGGGAUCGGACGGUGAUGCUAUCGCGAUUUCCGGUUCGUCUAAUAUUUGGAUCGACCAUUGUUACCUAGCGAGUUGUACGGACGGUCUUAUCGAUGUGAUUCAUGCUUCCACGGGAAUAACUAUUUCCAACAACUAUUUUACUCAGCAUGAUAAAGUGAUGUUGCUUGGACACAACGAUGAUUUCGUGCAGGAUGUGAAAAUGAAAGUGACCGUUGCAUUCAAUCAUUUUGGACCAGGACUUGUGGAGAGAAUGCCAAGGGUCCGACGAGGGUACGCUCAUGUGGCAAACAAUAGAUACGAUAAAUGGAUAAUGUAUGCAAUUGGUGGUAGCGCCGAUCCAACCAUUUUCAGUGAAGGCAACUAUUUCAUUGCUUCUGAUAAUUCUAACAGCAAGGAGGUGACAAAGAGAGAAGUGAAAGGAGGGUGGAACAAUUGGAGAUGGAGAACUUCAAAAGACGUUUUCAAGAACGGCGCUUACUUCGUUCCUUCUGGUUACGGCAGCGUUGCGCUUCCAUAUAGUUCUGCUCAGCGAUUCCCAGUCGCUCCAGGGAACUUGGUUCCUUCUCUAACCGCAGGCGCUGGCCCUCUUAACUGUUACCGCAACCGCCCAUGUUAUUAGUAUUGAAGAGCUAAGCGUAAAUGCAAUGGAAAAUGUCACAUGUGUGUGUAUACAUACUCUUUUCGAUGUAUCUUAUUUUUGGUAUAUCCCAUUAUUUUCUUAGUUUAUACCGUUUAAUAUGUUUCGGUCUGCUACGCGCUUUUACUACAUCAUAUGUGGUUAUGAACGAUGAGAUACAUUAAGAGUUUGUUGCACCAAAUGCAUAUUUUGAUUGAUUAUUUAUGUGUAUACAUUUAUAAUUAGAAAGUUUUUCUUGUAGCCAAGAUUACAUUCUUUUAUUAGCAAAGAAAAGAAAGAUACACAUAUCAAAUUAGUUUAGUAACGUUAUUUAGUUUUUCUUAUAUUCGAGUCUUGUUAGUUUGGUAAUGUUAUUUAGUUUUGAAACAACCAACAUUAGUACUAAUUGGUCAGCCUGGUUUAUAUCAUCAUUUCUCUUUUUCUUUAUACUAAAAAUUGUAAUAGUAUAAGAUUCGGCAGCAGACCCAGAAAAAGGAAGCAAAACAAGGAUCGGCGGAUCAAAUAAAAUAAACCAAGAAAACAGAUUUUAUAACCAAAUUUUGUCAGAUGAGCAGAAAGCCAUGGGACCGGUCCGCAAAAUUCCAUAAAUCGAGACCUAUUGCCCGGAACAAAUUAAAAUCCAGACGAAUCCUAUUUCAUUGCGAAGAAUCGGAUCUUAAUUAAUGUCAGGAAAUAAAUUCACUAGAAUGUGUUAGAAAAGCUGGUUAGGUUGUAUAUGGGGUGUUACUUUUGCUUGUCAUUAUAGUCCCUUAUCUAUAUAGUUCUGAUAUUGAUAGGCGGACUUUUGUGAUGAUCCAUUAGGUAUUGACUAUUGACUUCACAAACAAAAACUGAAGACUUUUAAAAAUCGUUAACUUUAUCUAAACGCAAGCUCAUUCCAACCGCCUUUUAUGUUUCCAUCUAAUUUUCCACGUGUUUGUACAACCAGAUAAUUUCUUACAUAUAUUAGCAUUGAGUGAAUGGAUUGUUUUUGAUCAAUAUAAACUCAAAAUUAACAUCAAAAGAAAUUGGUACGACAUUAUUGUAAGAUAGCUAUACAUACAAUGAUGCAAUUAACUACAAAAACUCGUGAUAUUGUAUAGCAGCAAAAGAAGACUUGGAACAUCGGAUGUCGGCGAGAUAUGCUAGAGGUCGUAUGAACAUUUUUUUAAAAGUCAGUGUUAGUAAUUAACUUUGUAAUUAUUCAUUUAACUAUAGAAAGCUGUACACAUUGAAACUAUUUGAAAGAUGAAAACUAAGAACUAAGCUACACGAGUACACGACAUUGAUUGAAACAAUUGCUUAAGUUGCUUGUUUACUUUAUUUAUCUUCUUUAUUUCUUGCGGUUUGCAUGUUUUCUUGCUCGAUUUUAUUUGUCUUGACUUUUCCUUUGUUUACGCUUAAUUCUAGAACUUAUAUUAAAGAUAAAUCAUAAUCUAUGUUCGAUAGAUUUAUUUUCCUAAAAUUUUAAUAAGUGAUAACUAAUAGUUAUGUUUCGAUUUUAUAUCAGUUGCGAUUAAUAAUGCCUCAUGGCUCAUGUGAGUCACUAGAUCUAGUUAUUAACCACGAGCUGGAUAGGUAGAUAGUCUGAAGAUCAAAGAGAUAAGAGAAGAAUACACUGUAUAUGUCUUAAAUGUACGUUAUCUUUUUUUAAAGUAGUCAUUAGUCUAUGUAUAUAUGUUUACUCGUAUGUUUAGACCAAAAAAAAUGUUUACUCGUAUGUUCUUUCUGUUAAACAAAAUUCCAAAGAGUUGAAAUAGAGAGAACUCGAUACAAACAAAACAAAAAGUCAAAGGAAGUGAGCGGGUCCCACGGUAAUAUUUGUCAACACAUGAACCGGCAACAACGUAAGUUAACUCUCGGACUACUACAUGGGACCCAUUCGGAAAGCCGGUCGAGCCGACCCAAUCCCGUCAAACUUUUUUUUGGGGUUAAUUUGACCAUAUUUUAGUAUUUAUUACAAAAAAAUGCGUGUUAAAGACUUAUGGCUUUGGUGA